Messenger RNA from Acanthopagrus latus (yellowfin seabream), 1705 nucleotides. RefSeq names its product jumping translocation breakpoint (gene jtb). NCBI's taxonomy places the organism in Eukaryota, Metazoa, Chordata, Actinopteri, Spariformes, Sparidae. Gene Ontology annotation, cellular component: spindle; centrosome; cytoplasm. The transcript has 6 exons. Gene Ontology annotation, biological process: mitotic cytokinesis. The record is from RefSeq and is a predicted model, not a curated record. Bases 444 to 896 code for a protein of 150 amino acids.
AGGCAAGCUGCGUGGUGAUUUGUGGGGACCGGGAUAAACCAAUCAGAGGUGAGAGCAACGCGAGUGAUUGAUAGAAACCAGCAGAUCGAUAAUCAGUGAUCGGUGAGGCCGCGGACUGAUCGUCCCCAGCUGCGGACCGAAGCUCCUGUUCGAACCACAGUUCGAUUGUUAACGCUUCUCUUCUGCUCUCGGUUCCUGCGCUGAGUCUAAGAUGGCGGCUGUUCCCGUUUUCAGCAGCCUGCAGCCCUGAAACCCUCAGAACACCAUGUGACCAGGAAGCAACAUUCAGCCAGUGAACUGGUCCAGAGCCAGAACCAGUCCGUCACCAGUCCGUCACCAGUCCGUCACCAGAGCCAGAACCAGUCAGUUACCCGUCUGUCACCAGUCACAGACAUCACAGAGUCAGAGUGGCUGCGGUGUCGUCCUGGUGGAAGAGCCGCCUGAUGGAGAGCGACUGUCGGAUCCCUGUGGCCUGCUGCCGGCCCAGAAUCCUCAUCCUCCACGCCCUGUUCUGGGGCCUCGUGUCCCUCAGAGUGUUCGGAGCGGUUCUGCUGAGUGACGAGAAAACUUCAGCAGUGAAGGUGGAGGGCCCCCCCUGCUGGCAGCUGGAGGAGUUUGUGGUGACCACAGAGUGUUUGCAGUGUAACGCCUUCCAGAGUAGGUCGUGGGCAGCCUGUGAACUGACUGGGUACGUGGAGCGGGUCAACUGCACCAGAACCAACAGAGAUGAGCACAAGAGUUGUCGCUCUGCAGUGAUGGAGGAACAUCUCUUUUGGAAGUUCGAGGCGGCCAUGUUGGCCUUGAUGGCUCUUUUCGCUGUUGUGGUGGUCAUCCGUCAACGCUGGCUUGACCGCCUUGCCUCAGAGAAGGUCCGCCGCCAGAUUGAGUCCAUCUAGGACACCAGAGGGACCGGAACCAGGACGAGUGUGUUUUUAUACUUAAGCAGUAUUUUAACAACAUUUGGAGUGUAAAUGGUCUCACUGAGGUCCACCAGGGACCAGGACUAAUGAUGAACCUGCAGAGACCCGGACUGUUUGUUCAUUAUCCUCAACACUAUUUAAAAUGGAUCCAGAAACAGGAAGUGGCUGAGUCCAGGCAGCGAACUCAAGCUCAGGAUGAUGAAUUUGGGGAUGAUGUCAUUAUAAUGAGUCAUUGUGACUGGGUGAAGUUUAACUUGAAUUGAAACUAUUGAGCAAAGUCAGAGUUCAGCAUUAGCUGAAUUAUCGAUCAGCCUCGACAUUUAACUCUUACUGAGUUCAACUGGCUCAAACUGAACCUGAACCAGUCUGAGUGGAUCAGAACUGGACCCCAGUCCAAAUUUAGUGUCAGGAAUGCAACAGGAGCUUUUCAUAGGUCACAGCUGGAUCAAUUGAUUGUUCAAUGUCAUCAUCACAUCCUGAUGAAACAGGAUGUGAUGUCAGACUGGGCCUGUCUCAUGAUCAUCCAGAUCAUGACUGUUCAAUGAACCACGUUCUCCUCUUCUUUUGUGAUCCAUGGUUUCACGUCUGUGUGACCGAAUCUGACAGGCGUCCUCUUCUCUGGUUGGUCAGAAUUUAUUUCUCAAUGUUUCCUUCAGCAGCUGACGCUCAAGUGUGUGAGUGAGUGUCUUUGAAAGCAGCAGCUGGUCUCAUUGUUCAGUUUGGGCUUUGACUGUAAAUAUUUUUGUUUUGUUUUGAUGAAAAAUAAACCAAGACAUCAUCCAUCA